AAGCAUAUGCUUGAAAUGAUUGAAUCAUUUGAAUUUUUAGGUAAGAAACCUAGGACCAAAGCACCCAAGAUUCAGCGACUUGUAACUCCACGUGUCUUGCAACAUAAACGCCGGCGUAUUGCUCUGAAGAAGCAGCGUACUAAGAAAAAUAAGGAAGAGGCUGCAGAAUAUGCUAAACUUUUGGCCAAGAGAAUGAAGGAGGCCAAAGAAAAGCGCCAGGAACAGAUUGCCAAGAGACGUAGGCUGUCCUCUCUGAGAGCAUCUACUUCUAAGUCUGAGUCCAGCCAAAAAUAAGAUUUUUUGAGUUAAAUAAUAAAUAAGACCAUAUUCU
This is a messenger RNA of Propithecus coquereli (Coquerel's sifaka), 331 nucleotides long. RefSeq names its product ribosomal protein S6 (gene RPS6). Gene Ontology annotation, biological process: translation. Gene Ontology annotation, molecular function: structural constituent of ribosome. The transcript is spliced from 2 exons. The coding region runs from base 7 to 294 and encodes 95 amino acids. Lineage: Eukaryota; Metazoa; Chordata; Mammalia; Primates; Indriidae. The record is from RefSeq and is a predicted model, not a curated record. Gene Ontology annotation, cellular component: ribosome.